Molecule: messenger RNA, 501 nt
Organism: Prunus armeniaca (apricot)
Lineage: Eukaryota; Viridiplantae; Streptophyta; Magnoliopsida; Rosales; Rosaceae
Source: the annotation of a GenBank genome assembly
AUGUCAUCUUCAACCUUUAGCGGCGAUGAAACGGCGCCGUUCUUCGGCUUCCUCGGCGCUGCUGCAGCCCUCGUCUUCUCAUGUAUGGGAGCUGCCUAUGGAACGGCAAAGAGUGGUGUUGGUGUGGCAUCUAUGGGGGUGAUGAGGCCUGAGCUGGUGAUGAAGUCCAUUGUUCCUGUUGUUAUGGCUGGAGUUUUGGGUAUUUAUGGCCUUAUUAUUGCUGUUAUCAUUAGUACUGGAAUUAACCCUAAGGCCAAGUCAUACUAUCUUUUUGAUGGUUAUGCACAUCUCUCUUCUGGUCUUGCUUGUGGUCUCGCUGGGCUAUCUGCUGGAAUGGCAAUUGGUAUAGUUGGUGAUGCUGGUGUAAGAGCUAAUGCACAGCAGCCAAAACUCUUUGUUGGGAUGAUCCUCAUUCUCAUCUUUGCUGAAGCACUGGCCCUCUAUGGCCUCAUUGUUGGCAUCAUCUUGUCUUCCCGAUCAGGCCAAUCCAGAGCAGACUAG